Prionailurus viverrinus (fishing cat) is the source of this 2672-nucleotide messenger RNA. RefSeq names its product solute carrier family 19 member 3 (gene SLC19A3). Gene Ontology annotation, cellular component: plasma membrane. Gene Ontology annotation, molecular function: thiamine transmembrane transporter activity. Gene Ontology annotation, biological process: vitamin transport; transmembrane transport. Lineage: Eukaryota; Metazoa; Chordata; Mammalia; Carnivora; Felidae. The record is from RefSeq and is a predicted model, not a curated record. The coding region runs from base 292 to 1779 and encodes 495 amino acids. The transcript is spliced from 6 exons.
AACUCUCACCAGCCUGCCCCUGUAUCAAUUCACUUCUGUGUUCCUGGUACCGGGAUGCGAACAGAAACAAAUAUGAUCCCAGACUUCAAGGAGCUCAGUCGGGGCAGUAACGCAGAGAAGGCGACACGAAGACCUCAGAAACGAGUAAAAAAAGUGGGAAGGAAAGAGUGAGUGAUGUUUUGUGGGCAAUGAUGGUACACAGAAGAUGUUUUCAUUGAGCCUUGAAUAAGAGCAGAAAUCUUCCAAGAGGCCACAGGUGAGGAAAACAGUGGUGUCGAGGUAGCGUUCGCAAUGGGUUGUUUCAAAGCUUCACCGAGCCAUUCCUGGAUUUAUCCCACCGUGAUCCUGUGUUUAUUUGGAUUUUUCUCCAUGAUGAGACCCUCAGAACCCUUCUUAGUCCCAUAUUUAUCUGGACCAGAUAAAAACCUGACCAGCUCAGAGAUCACAAAUGAGAUCCUUCCCAUCUGGACAUACUCUUACCUGGCACUGCUGCUCCCAGUGUUCAUCGCCACCGACUACGUCCGCUACAAGCCAGUCAUUAUCCUGCAGGGGAUCAGCUUCGUCGUCACCUGGCUGCUGCUUUUGUUUGGCCAGGGAGUGAGGGCCAUGCAGGUUGUAGAGUUCUUCUAUGGGAUGGUCACCGCCACCGAGGUGGCCUACUAUGCCUACAUUUACAGCGUGGUCAGCCCGGAGCACUACCAGAAAGUGAGCGGCUACUGCAGGAGCGUCACCCUGGUGGCCUACACGGCGGCCUCGGUGCUGGCCCAGCUCCUGGUAUCCGUGGCCAGCCUGUCGUACUUUCACCUCAACGUCAUAUCCUUGGCCUCUGUCUGUGUGGCCCUUCUUUUCUCCCUGUUCCUACCAAUGCCUGAGAAGAGCAUGUUUUUUCAUGUACAGCCCGGCAAAGAAGUACAAAAGCCAGCAAACAACACCGCAGUGUUAGAUGAAACUUACAAGGUUCCCACACCAGGCGGCGAAGAGAAACCCACUUCAGAAAUACCCACCAUUUCAGGGACCCUGGAGGGUCGGCGGGUGAGCAAUCCGGUGCCAAGAAAUGUCGCCUUGAGAGUUUUUGUGCAGUGGUUCCAAGAUUUGAAGGGAUGCUACUCCUCAAAGCAUCUUUUUUACUGGUCUCUGUGGUGGGCCUUUUCCACAGCAGGUUUUAACCAAAUUUUGAACUAUGUUCAAAUCCUGUGGGAUUACAAGGCACCAUCCCAAAAUUCUUUCAUCUAUAAUGGGGCAGUAGAAGCUGUUGCAACCUUUGGAGGGGCCGUGGCUGCCUUUGCCGUGGGCUUUGUGAAAGUCAACUGGGAUCUCCUGGGAGAGCUGGCUCUAGCGAUCUUCUCCAUCAUUAGUGCAGGCUCUCUGUUUCUCAUGCAUUACACAACCAACAUCUGGGUAUGCUAUGCUGGCUAUUUAAUAUUCAAGUCCAGCUAUAUGCUUCUUAUAACCAUAGCAGCAUUUCAGAUUGCAGUUAAUCUGAGUGUGGAGCGCUAUGCCCUGGUGUUUGGAAUGAACACCUUCGUGGCCCUGGUGAUCCAGACCAUUAUGACAGUGAUCGUAGUAGAUCAGAAAGGACUCAACCUGCCUAUCAGCAUUCAGUUUUUAGUUUAUGGGAGUUACUUUGCAGUUAUUGCUGGCAUUUUUCUAAUGAGAAGCAUAUACAUCAUCUGCUCAACCAAGUUCCAAGAGCAGCCACAGAGCUCUGCUACAUGUCAGAAUCCAGCUGAGCCCCACCCAGACGGACCCAGGAAUGUCAACAUGGAAACAAAGCUCUAACCUUAUGGCAACCACUGCAUCCACUGAGAAAGGACCCGCCUGGUCGCAAAGUCACCGAGUGACACAAAAUGACACACUUCCUAAGUCUGGAUUUCAAGGAACCUUUUUCAAAACCCCAACAAAAUAUCGGUUUUAGACCAGAUGUCUAUGUGCCCAGCUGGAUGCAUUCGACAGGUCCCGUCACCUCAAAUAGUCCGUGCUGGGGACCCCAGGGAGUAGCAAGGACUGGGAAAUUCUGGUUCUGAUUACUCUUUAGGACAUGCAAAUGGCAUGGAAACAAACCACGAGAAACUCCAGCCGUUCUGGAGUUGAUGUUCCCGACUCCAGAGCAGAAAUACUAACUAGAUUCACCUUGUUGCUUGGCUCACAUCUUUGUUUUAUCUUGCUGAAACUGGCAAGAGAGGGGACAUUUUUUGUCACAUGGCCAUUUUCCUUCUUCUUCUAUUCAGUAUAUUUCUAUAUAGCAUGCAGUUCUCUGAGAGAAUUUCAAGGUUUGGUCCCAUUUCUGAGGAUCCCUCUUCAAUCCUGAUAACAUGGCAUUAUUCACAAGCUAAAAUUUGGUAAUAUCACCAUUUAAUUCGGUCAUGAUUAUUUUUCGCUUUGUGUUCUGCCGAGCUUUGUUGUUAAAAAUCUACCUCAGGAAUAGCUCCAGACGUUCCUGGAUAUCCACAGAAUGACAUUCAAGUCAAUUCCUGGUGACCAUAGGGGAGACAACGAGCUUUCUCCCUACCAUGACCCCAGACAGGUGUUUUAAUGCUGUGUCCGUGUGAUCUCUGUGUAAAACAGAGAAACUUAACUAGAAAUUUCUAGGACUUUUUAAGUAUUUUUAAGUAAGAAAAUACUAAUAGGGUGGGGGAAACGCCUAAUUUUUAAAGGGCAGUGCUUGUGCCAAA